AUGUCGACCUCCCAGCAGAGAACGAACGAUGAACUCAACAUCCAACCUGUGCACGAGCAGGCCCAGCGCCCAUCCGACUCGGCAACGCCAGUUGAUCCGCCUGAGAGUGUGGUCAAGAAUGGAGUUGUGGUGAGCUCGUCUGCAAAGCCUCCACAGAGAAACUUGUGGAUUGCAUGGCUGUACAUCUUCGAUUGGUACCCUAGUCACUACAGCAAGGAGGAGACGAGACUUCUCAAGAAACUAGACCGCAUUAUCCUGCCCCUCAUCUGUUCCAUGUAUUUCAUCAAAUGGCUUGAUCAAUCGAACAUCAACAACGCUUACAACUCCGGCAUGAAGGAGGAUCUCAAUCUGAAUGGCAUUGAAUACAAUCUGUUCCAUACAUUCUACAACAUUGGUUACCUUGUACUGGAAAUUCCCGUCAUGUUGAUUAUCUCUCGACCCAAGCUGUCUCGCUGGAUCCUUCCAAUUUGCGAGCUGCUAUGGACCAUUGUCACUUUCUGUCAGUCCCGUAACAACAGCGCUGAGAUGAUCUACGGUAUGCGCUUCCUCAUGGGUCUUUUUGAGACCCCGGCUGCCAGCGGAUCCUUGUACAUCUUGGCCUCUUGGUACAGGUCCGAGGAGGUGUUCAAGCGCGCCGGCGUGUGGUACGUCUCUAGCAACAUCGGCGCCAUGUUUGGUGGCUACAUGCAGGCUGCAGCUCAUGCCGGUCUGGACGGCAAGGGUGGCAUGCAGGGAUGGCGCUGGGUUUUCAUCAUUGACGGAAUCAUCUCUCUUCCCAUUGCCAUCGCAGGUUUCUUCCUGUAUCCCGGUAUCCCUACCAGCCCGCGCAUCUGGUGGCUCAAGGAAUCUGAACAGCAACUGGCUCAGGCCCGCAUGCAGGAUGACGGUGUGAGGAAGAGUCGCAAGAUUGGCAAGCGUAUGCUCAAGCGCGUCUUCACUCACUGGCAUUUCUACGUUGCAGUGUGCACAUACGUCUGUUUCCAGCUGACGACCUGGGUUGCUGGCCAGAUGAUUGUCUGGGUCAAGUCGACAGGCGAGUAUUCCGUCGAAAUGAUCAACAUUCUCCCGACCGGCGUCCAAGCCUUCGCCAUUGUUGUCGGCGUUGUGGUGCCCUCAUUUGUGAUGGUCUAUCCAAUUUGGGUUCCAUUCUUCUUCGCGGCAACAAUCCUUCUCUUCUGCCACUCCACACUUCUUGUCUGGGAUACGCCGCUCGGUUUGCACUUGGCUGCGUACUUCAUGCUCGGCAUGACCUCCUGUAUCACGCCCAUGCUAUUCCCCUGGGUACAUCUCAUUAUGAAGGAUGAUAACGAGGCGAAGAGUUUCACGACUGGUGCUAUGAUGACUGUCGGCUGGGCUUUCUUCACGUGGUACAACGUGGUCACCUUCCCCAUCACGGAGGGACCCCGUUGGACUCGUGGCUUCACGGCGAACGUCGUCCUGACCUGCUGCUACAUGACCUUUUUCUUGAUCGGGCAAAUUCUCUGGCGACGUGACCAGAAGAGAGGCCUGUACAAGAGGUCUAUUGAGGAGGAGGAAAACCAGGAGGCCCUCGAUGCAAAGCUUGAGGAGCCCGACAGUUCCGACUCGAAGCCCGGACAUGGUGCUAUGGAGGUCGAGCAAAAGCCAGUGGGCCUGAGUAUCACUGAACGCAAAGAGUAA
This is a messenger RNA of Verticillium alfalfae VaMs.102, 1659 nucleotides long. RefSeq names its product vitamin H transporter. Gene Ontology annotation, cellular component: membrane. Bases 1 to 1659 code for a protein of 552 amino acids. NCBI's taxonomy places the organism in Eukaryota, Fungi, Ascomycota, Sordariomycetes, Glomerellales, Plectosphaerellaceae. The record is from RefSeq and is a predicted model, not a curated record. The transcript has 8 exons. Gene Ontology annotation, biological process: transmembrane transport. Gene Ontology annotation, molecular function: transmembrane transporter activity.